This is a messenger RNA of Aspergillus terreus NIH2624, 1317 nucleotides long. Its product is annotated as actin-related protein 3. Bases 1 to 1317 code for a protein of 438 amino acids. Gene Ontology annotation, biological process: Arp2/3 complex-mediated actin nucleation. Gene Ontology annotation, cellular component: Arp2/3 protein complex; actin cortical patch. The transcript has 4 exons. The record is from RefSeq and is a predicted model, not a curated record. NCBI's taxonomy places the organism in Eukaryota, Fungi, Ascomycota, Eurotiomycetes, Eurotiales, Aspergillaceae. Gene Ontology annotation, molecular function: actin filament binding.
AUGGCGGCCUCUCAAACCCCCGCCGUUGUCAUGGACAACGGAACGGGUUACUCCAAGCUUGGUUUCGCUGGUAACGACUCGCCCUCGUUCGUCUUCCCUACCGCAAUUGCAACCAAGUCUGGCGCCGGAAGCACGGGAAGCUCUGGAAGACCCCCUGUUGCCAACAAGCCGUCGUUCCUGGGGGGAGGUGGUGGGGCGAGCUCGCACCUGUCAGCGAAGCGUGGUACGGAGGACCUGGAUUUCUUCAUCGGAGAUGAGGCUCUCGCUGCUGCCAGCGGACCUGGUUAUGGCAUCAACUACCCCAUUCGCCAUGGUCAGAUCGAGAACUGGGAUUCCAUGGAACGCUUCUGGUCGAACUCGAUCUUCAAGUACCUCCGCGUCGAGCCUGAAGACCAUUACUUCCUUCUCACCGAGCCGCCGUUGAACCCUCCCGAGAACCGUGAGAACACCGCCGAGAUCAUGUUUGAGUCCUUCAACUGCGCCGGUCUCUACAUUGCGGUCCAAGCCGUGCUUGCCCUCGCUGCCUCCUGGACUUCCUCCAAAGUGACCGACCGCUCCCUGACCGGAACGGUCAUCGAUUCCGGUGACGGUGUCACCCAUGUCAUCCCCGUCGCCGAAGGCUACGUCAUCGGCUCCUCCAUCAAGAGCAUACCCAUUGCCGGUCGAGACAUCACAUAUUUCGUACAGAGCCUGCUCCGUGACCGUGGUGAGCCCGAUAGCAGCCUGAAGACCGCGGAGAAGGUAAAGGAGGAAUAUUGCUACGUGUGUCCCGACAUUGUGAAGGAGUUCGCCCGUUAUGACCGUGAGCCGGAUCGUUUCCUCAAGCACACCGUGACCUCGCCCAACGGCCGCACCGUGAACAUCGACGUUGGAUACGAACGGUUCCUUGCCCCCGAGAUUUUCUUCAACCCCGAGAUCUACUCCUCCGACUUCCUGACUCCCCUGCCCAACGUUGUCGACGGCGUCAUCCAGUCCUCUCCCAUCGACGUGCGUCGGGGUCUCUACAAGAACAUCGUCCUGUCCGGAGGAUCUACACUAUACAAAGACUUUGGCCGGCGCUUACAGCGUGAUAUCCGACACCUGGUGGACGCCCGAAUUCGCGCCUCCGAGGCACGCAGCGGUGGAGCUCGGAGCGGUGGCCUGGACGUGGCGGUUGUGACACACAAGAGACAACGGCACGGUCCCUGGUUCGGAGGAAGCUUGUUGGGUCAGACGCCCGAGUUCCGCAGCUACUGCCACACCAAGGCCGAGUACGAUGAGAUUGGUCCUAGCAUUGUGCGGAGAUUUGCUCUCCUUGGUGGACCCGGCAGUUCGUAG